Messenger RNA from Girardinichthys multiradiatus, 1594 nucleotides. RefSeq names its product meiosis-specific nuclear structural protein 1-like. Lineage: Eukaryota; Metazoa; Chordata; Actinopteri; Cyprinodontiformes; Goodeidae. The record is from RefSeq and is a predicted model, not a curated record. Bases 271 to 1449 code for a protein of 392 amino acids. The transcript is spliced from 8 exons.
ACGUUCUUAGUCUUUUGCCACACGAAAAUAAAGACGGACCAUUACAGACAAAAUCAGUGUGGUAAAACGGUAAAUUGGUUAAAUCAAUUUCGGAUCAAACUGUUGGAGAAACGAAUUUUCGGAGCAGUCCCUGAAGGCAGCAUCGUGAAGACCAACGGUUUUGCAGUUUCUCUGUUUAAAUCAAGUUUAAAAGCAUGUCUGUGAGUAAUAAUUUGCCAGAAAUAAAACUUAAAAAACGAAAAAUUCAGAUGUAAAGAAAAACAGGGAACCAUGGUGGAUAAAACCAGUUUGAUACCUCAGGAGAGGUCGUUAUUGUUGGUUCAAAUUCGGUAUUUGGAGGACGAGUUGGAGAGAUACGAGCUCACAUAUGAAGAGCUGGAGAAGCAGAAUAAGGAGCUCCUCUCACAUUACAACAAGCUGGAGAAUGAAAAGAAAGUCAAGACUGAGCAUUUGAAACGCCUUGUGGCUGCAAAAGAGAAAAAGGUGAAGGAGUUGCGUGAACAACUGAUGACUCAGCAUCUGACGGCCAAACUGGACAGAAAAUCCCUGCAACAGGAACACAGCCGGAUGAAGCAGGAGCUUCAGGAACAGAUAAAUGAGCUUCAGGCAAAGUUAGGGAAGCAGGCUGUGGCGUUGGAGCAGAACGAGAAGCAUAUCAUGGAGCUGAAGCAGCAGGUGCUUGAGCGAGGAUCUGAAGAGUUGGAGCUUUCCAAGAAGAAAACAGAGCAUGAAGCUAUUAUUCACAGCCUAAAGAGGAAUGCAGAGCUGGACAGUGAAAAGUUAAUCCAGUAUUUUCAGGAUUAUAAGGAGUAUACCGAGAACACUGAAGCUGAAAUACUUCUUGCAAAUGGGAGGGCGUGCCACAGGAAGCAGCUUUCAUUUGAGUCGUUUCUGCGGAACGAGGAAUCGAUUCUGAAGGAGAAGAUUGGUGACCUGCAGCGCCGACAGGGUCAGCUACGAUCCACCGGUCAGGGCCUCAUGAGAAAGAUUAUCAGUCUGAGACCAGUCCAAAACCUCAACGAGAAGGAUGUGAAUCUUCUUAAGAAGACAUUCCAGGAACUGAAAGAGGAGCAAGAUGAAUGGAUGAACAAGCAGGAAGUCACUCUGACUGAGAAUGAAGCUCUCAGCCAGGAAAUCAGCAGAGUGUCUAAGAAGUACCACCAGAAAGAGGCCAACAUACAACAGCUGGAGGAGGAGUUAGAGAGGGAGACCAACAGGAGGAGACACCUGGAGGAAGUGAAGGAGGAAGCAGUUAUCAUUCUUAGACACAUACUGAUGUGUCCAGAGGAUCUGCCUGAGGCUCAGUGGAAGAUCUGGAGGUUGGUGGAGAUCCUGAACACAGCAGCACCACAGCGAACAGGGCUGACCUCCAACAACUCCUGCAGGAAGGCCAGCAGAGGGCAGAAACUGCAUUCCUCUAAUCCAGAAUCCCUAAUCCAUCAUCUGUAGCAGAAAUGAGAAGCCGUCUGGUGCUGUCGACCCGUCUGACCCAACUCCCCUGCAGUCUAAUUCAUUGAUUGGAACCAAAUCCAUCGGGCCGUAAGGAAGAGCUUUUUAACGAGUCACAGAAUCCCAAUAAAUAUUUCAAGCACUG